Messenger RNA from Ochlerotatus camptorhynchus, 2214 nucleotides. RefSeq names its product fez family zinc finger protein erm. The coding region runs from base 38 to 1591 and encodes 517 amino acids. The transcript has 5 exons. NCBI's taxonomy places the organism in Eukaryota, Metazoa, Arthropoda, Insecta, Diptera, Culicidae. The record is from RefSeq and is a predicted model, not a curated record. Gene Ontology annotation, molecular function: DNA-binding transcription factor activity, RNA polymerase II-specific; RNA polymerase II cis-regulatory region sequence-specific DNA binding. Gene Ontology annotation, biological process: regulation of DNA-templated transcription.
GCACUGCUCGGAGAAACACACCCGUUCCGUGGGCACAAUGAAGGCUUUUGCGAAAAAUAGUUCCAAAAUGAAUUUUUCCCCGUUUGGAACGCACUUUCCCGGAACGAUUCCGGGAAUUCAUCAGUUCGCGAGUGGAGGGCUGGUCACCAGUGUCCCCUCGACUUCGCACGAUACCAGCAAUCGAUAUCACGCCAUUAACUCGAACGUCAACAUGGCCCAUUUCAACCAGUCCCACGCGCCCAUCCUAGGAAAAUUCCGCCCAGAGGAUACAAGCAGCGUGGUGAACUCGAACAAAUAUAACGGUCAACACGGUACUACUAUUGUUCCGUCCACCACCACCAGCGGACAGUAUACGAUCCCAUACAGUCAGCAUUCGGAUGUGAUCGACCAUAAGCAACGUAACAUGUAUCCACAGUCAUCGAUUUCAGGCAGCACGGCCGGUUCGGCUCAACCAUCUCAGGAAAUAUCCCAAGACAUCAGUGCACUGCUUCAGCAAGCGGACAGCAAGCGGGUCCUUCAGAACUCGAGCUGGCAAUCACUCGCCCCAGGUGCAUCCGUAGCGGACUACCUCUCUCAUCUUCCGGGAACCGCCCUUCCCCUGUCGCUUCAUCACUUUUUGAAAUACUCUGCGGAGAACAUCAAAAAGGAAACGCAAAAUCCUCUCUCCACCAUCGACAUGUCACAAGCUCAGGCACAGAAUGUAAACGCGGGCAACCAACACUCGAAUGGAAUGAUUCUGCCAGCUUCGCAAGCGAUCGCCAGCAUCCUGGGUCAUCAGAACCAAACCGGGCAGCCACAGCAGCAACAGCAGCUGCAUAAUCAACAAGGCCCUGCUACCAGCACCGGAACGGUCAACGGAGCCACCACCACCAAUGGCACCGGUGGAAUCGAAAAGAAGAAAAAGAAGAAGAAGAAAAAGCCACCAAAGGAGCGAAAACCUCGUCCAAAACCGGGAGAAAUCCAAGUCCGAACGGCACUGGACGGUAGCCCGCUGUUCCUAUGUCCCGAAUGCCAGAUGGCCUACCCGGAACGGGAGCUACUGGAACAGCAUCUGAUCGGACACAACCUGGAACGUAGAUUCAUUUGCGAUAUUUGCAACGCCGCGCUCAAACGAAAGGACCACCUGACACGCCACAAACAGAGCCACAAUCCGGAGCGGCCGUUUGUUUGCACCAUUUGUUUGAAGGCGUUCAAACGCAAGGAGCAGUUAACUCUUCAUAUCGUCAUCCAUUCUGGAGAGAAAAGACAUAUCUGUCAGGAGUGUGGGAAAGGUUUCUACCGCAAAGAUCACCUACGCAAGCACACCCGUUCGCACAUUGCUCGCCGUUUGAAGGCCGAACUUCAAGCACAACAAGGCGGCACCGAAAACGGUUCAUCGGGAGGAUCGUCUCGCGGUAACAAAAACAGCAACAACAACAACAAUCAACAAAACACAGCUCAACAACAUCUGCAACAGCAGCAGCAGCAACAACAACAACAACCUCCUCCGCAAACACAAAUUCAACUGCAGCCGCAGGCCACGAAUCAACCACCUCAAUUACAGCCUCCUCAGUACCAUCCGAUUCCGCCGGCUGCGCAAAUGAUGUCCUAGAAAGGCGCUGAACAAGCUUCUAUUCUAAAUGAUUAAUUUGGGUUCUAGUCGCGGAAAUCUCUUGAUCGGAAUUAUACACUAUUGGUCGUAUUGAUUAUAUUAUUAUAAACCGGAUAAGUAUGAAACACAAAUUGGAAUUUCUGUCGCUGCUGUUCAGCAAACUUACAUUAUAAUAGUCGAAUCAAGUUGAUAGGUUUCGUGCGAUUGUCGUGUUUUAAGUAGGAAUCACUCUCUGUCUUGUAUUUAGCAGUAUCGAUAAUAUGGUAUGGCAUGAAAUUAGGCGUAGGAUGUUUGUGCAAUUUCUAGACGUUACCUUCUGUUUGUUUGUAUUCCAACUAUUCAGUUUUGUUUCAGUUCCUUAGUUGUGAUCUAGUCAAAAUUGUAUAUCCAAAUUUAUAGGACGAUGUUGAGGUUUAGCUGAAGCAAAUAUAUGUAUGUUUUCGAGCGCGCAAAUGUUCAGUUCAUAGUUUAAACGUUUACUUUUAGCAGACUUUUUAAGUUUUAAGGCAUUAUUGCACUUAUACGAAUACAUAAACUUAUGAACACUGACCUAAUAUUUAAACUGAUAAGAAUGUAAGAUGUAAGCCAUCAAUAAUUAAAAAAAAUAUACGCAACAAUGGAAA